GCAGAUGGAGAAAAGGACAUUGGCGGUUGGAGUAUGGACUUCAUACAAGUAUUUUGAAUUAUUUUCCAGUGUUGGAUUACAUGCAUAUGUACCCAUACAAAAUCAUAUGCUUCCAAACCAACGAGCAUGUUGUUCAUGUGUAGCACGUAGGCUAUCACCUAACCUAGUAGUAAAAGGACCAGUUUUGGGUUGCCAUAUUUUGCCUUGAUUUUUCCAACUGUACCCCCUGAUUUUUAGUCGCGCAGUGUAGCCUUGUUUGCUUGAUUGACUGGUGAUGAUGAUGCAUUGUUUUCAUUUAAAGGUCAUCAUUUUCAAUGUUGUAUCAUUUUUAUUUGAAUGUUAUCAUUUUUAGUGGCUAGUCGGGACAGUUUUUGUUUUGGACUGCUUUAUACAAGUUAUUACAACUUAGAGUGGAAAUUGCAUGUGAAUCAUGACAUUUCAAGGUUUACUAGUUACAUAUGGUUCUUGAACAGAUUCAACUUUUUGGUUUCUUUUGGAACAAUGGAAAGACCAAUUUCCUCCGGGCUACCUUCUCAAGGAAGUUUCUAUUGAUAAACCAUUUGAAGAAGAUGCUUGUUGCUGCCACUUCAACUUUGUCACAGGAAAAAUCGGGAGCCACAAUUAGGACUUGGUCUUGAAGUACCAAUGGUUUGUAGGAGAAAGAACUCCUUCAAAUUUUAUUGCCAUCCCAGAGGCCACAAGAGAGGUAAUGAUUUCUAACUAUGGUGUACUUGCCUAAGCACGAGGACAUUGGCAGAAUUCUGAAAGUCGAGUGCACACCGGUCCUUGAAGGGACCGAGUAUCCUACAAUAUUUGCUAUUUCAUCACAAGUUUCACCUGGAACUGGAUGGCCGAAGGUUUUGAAGAUUGAUGUGCGUGGGAAACUAAUGGAGGGAAACGCUAUUAGGGGAUACACUGAAGUUGCAUGGUGUGGUCGAACUCCAGGAAAAGGGGUUGCUAGGUAUGUCCCAAUUUUGUUACUUAUCAAGUAUUACUUCUUCAAUGUAAUGUCCCAAUUUCGUUACUUUUCAAGUAUUACUUCUUCAAUGUAA
Rhododendron vialii is the source of this 1052-nucleotide messenger RNA. Its product is annotated as 187-kDa microtubule-associated protein AIR9-like. Bases 723 to 1052 code for a protein of 109 amino acids. The record is from RefSeq and is a predicted model, not a curated record. Lineage: Eukaryota; Viridiplantae; Streptophyta; Magnoliopsida; Ericales; Ericaceae. The transcript has 3 exons. Gene Ontology annotation, cellular component: plasmodesma; plasma membrane.